UGUCGACAUUUGCAGGUGUAGUACUGCUGGUAUGUGUCUCUAUGGACGCGGACCUUACUUUUUUUGAACCAUUUAUCCAUUUUCUAGCAAACAGAAUGAGCACCGGAGCAGUUGGCGGCAUACGGACCGUUAUCGGAAUUCCCGCGAGAGAGUAACGGUUAAUGUGAUUGGAUGUUAAUUAUUUGACUAGGCUACCUGUAUUUGACAUUGUGUUGUUAUUUCGCUUUUGAUUUUUGGCAGUGAAACAAGCCUACUAAGCUAUGGAUUGGAGUCAGAGGUUGCAGCUCUUGCUCUUCUCACUCCUCUGUCUCACUGGCAACUCCAAGGCAGUAGGAGACUCUUUGUUUGCAGAGGUCUGUGAGGACAAAGGACGAGAGACUGAGUGGGUCUUUUCAGUUUCCGGUGAUGCUGCCAUGUUGACAUCCACCCUGUUGGACCUCAACGUGUCUGACAACCGCAGCAUCCCCUAUAACAUCUCAUGGUAUUACCUAAGGACUGGGACAGAGCUGACCAGGGAGACAGGAAAGACUCUGGUGCGGGGGAAGACACUCUGGAUUUUUAACAUCACGAUGGAAGAUGCUGGAGACUAUGAGUGUGUUGUGAGACUACCCUCUGAGUGCUACAAGAAGGUUGCCUUACUGAUUGUGAACCACACCAACCCAGGAGAAUGCGGUCGACCAGAAAAGACCCAACAGGUCCUGACCAACACAGCCACCUCUUUCCUGAACUGCCCAUUGAGUGACCAUAUCAGGGAAGUAGACAACUACUCCAUCCAGUGGUACAAGGGCUGUGAACCCAUUGUGGAAGAUGAUCCCUUGUGGAACAGGUUUAGUUAUGUCAGUCACAGUGCUGUGGAGUUACUCCGAGUAAAAGUGGUCACCCUUGAGGAUGCGUUCUACACCUGCACCAUGACCUUUAACUUGGAAGGGUUCAGCGGCAGGAUCUCAGAGACCAUCAACGGUAUGGUGGACGUGGAGUAUGGCCUGGAGCCCCAAGUGGUUGAACCUGCCAAUGAGAUCAUCAAAGCAGAUUUGGGUUCUUCCUUCAGUAAGAUGUGUCGAGUGUUUGUCCCGAGUGUGGGGAAUAAACAUUGUGCAAAUUUGAAUUGGAUUUCUAGAGAGAACUCAAUUUCCAAAAUUGUCUCAAAGCGCAUCUUUCAGGAAUCAGAAAGGGAGUGGAGAGAAGAGAAGGGUGUUUGGUUGGAGCGUAAUUUGAAUUUCUUGACGGUGGAAGAGGAAGACUUUUCCAUCCAUUACACGUGUAAGGUUUCCAGCGACAGAGGCAGUCCUUCUGCCUCCUUCACACUACAGCCUACAGAUCCAAACAACCUGUUCCCUAUUGGGGUACUACUGACUAGUCUGGUAUUGGUGUUUACUGUUAGUGUUGUGAUUUACCAUCGCUUCAAGAUUGACAUUGUGCUGUGGCUAAGGCGGGUGUUCCCGCUUCUCUACCCAAACACAGACUCUGAUGGGAAGCUGUAUGAUGCGUACGUGGCUUACCCCCGUCUGUUUGGGGAUGGGGGCAGGGCCUGUGGAGAGGCAGAGAUGUUUGCCCUCCACACGUUGCCCCAGGUUCUGGAGGGGAGGUGUGGCUACAGGCUCUUCAUACUGGGCCGGGACAGCCUACCAGGGGAAGCUGUAUUAGAUGCUGUGGAGGAGAGCAUGCUGGCCAGCCGGUGUCUCCUCCUGGUCUACUCUGGCUCUACGUUCUGCAGUGACAGCAGCGGUGUCCUGGAGGCCUGGCAGAGCUUCGAGAGGCAGACGGCCAUGCACCAUGCCCUGCUGGAGGGCUCCCUUAAGGUGGUCCUGGUGGAGCUGGAGGAGGUCACUCCUACACAGCUGGCCCUCUUCCCUGAGUCGGUGCGCCACCUCCGGGAGCGCCAGGGCGCCGUCUGCUGGUGGAAGAGUAGCAGGAUAAGGAGGUCCAAAGGGUUGAGGUGUGGGAGGUGGAGAAAAGAGGUGGCGGAGAAGAGAGGGGAGCAGGCUUCGCCCCCUCUCUCCUCACCCUCUCUUUUCUUGUCCUCACGCUUCUGGAAGGAGUUGAGGUAUUAUAUGCCAGUGAGGGGCAUGAGGACGAGGUGCCCAGAGAAGAACAGCCUGUUGAACUUGUGAUGGGAUUGAUGGGCUUUGGAGAGGACAGUGAUAGACAUAAGGAGGAAAUAUGUUGAAUGAAAGGACUUCUGAUACCAUGGAGAGUAUAAAUGUUGUUCCUGACUCUCACAACACAUUUUCAUGAACAUUUAUUGAAUCAGACUUUGGAAGAUUGAUCCUCUGGGGUGAGAUUUAUUUUUGGCGGGAUGAUGAUUGAUCGUCCUGCCGAUGGAAAAUGCACAGUUAAGAGUGUAUUAAUUCUGACCAUAUUGGCAUAUUGAUUUGUCUUUGUUUGUCUACUUUAACAAAAUUGUUGAAAGAAUAGUUUUUCAGAUUUGUUUAUCAUCCAUUGAGAUAAGCUAUAAGUGUUUAAAGUAAUAUUUAUGAAUGCAGUUAUUUAGUAUUUAUGAACAGCUUAUCAACAUUUAAUAUUAAAUGUUUUAUAAAUGGUGAGCUGACUAUUAACAAACACCUUAUAUGAUUUAUUAAUGAAAGCACAGUCCUGAAACUUCCCCAGACAUUUCCCAGAAAUGGUGUGUCGGUUUGGAGAGGUUGAGGUUGUGUCACACGUCAAGAAAACAACCUCCAGCACUGUCUUGUUAACCUGAAGUAUCAAACUUAAAAUCACACUUCCGCGAGCCUGAAACCACUCAGUGUGAAAAAAAGUGAAGAGGAGGACCUUGGGUUUAUCAUCUCUAAGAAAAUACAUGGAUUCAUGUAAGUAUCGUAAUUGUUUCUGCAAACUAUUGGUACACUUGGGUUUAUUAUGUAGCAUGAAGGUAGCCAUUAGGAAGGAUUAAGCUAGAGAUGUCUGUUUUUUGCAUGAGCUGCCUCUCAAUCCGCCAAUGUCAGCCUUCCGCAUAUGCGGAGGAAAGUGACCGGGCUACAGCGGUGUUUGUUGGACCAUGAGAUGUCUCGAAAAUCAGUCUUCUCAC
This is a messenger RNA of Oncorhynchus kisutch (coho salmon), 3025 nucleotides long. Its product is annotated as interleukin-1 receptor type 1. The transcript is spliced from 12 exons. Bases 261 to 2111 code for a protein of 616 amino acids. Gene Ontology annotation, molecular function: interleukin-1 receptor activity. The record is from RefSeq and is a predicted model, not a curated record. Gene Ontology annotation, biological process: signal transduction. NCBI's taxonomy places the organism in Eukaryota, Metazoa, Chordata, Actinopteri, Salmoniformes, Salmonidae.